Molecule: messenger RNA, 4148 nt
Organism: Brassica rapa (field mustard)
Lineage: Eukaryota; Viridiplantae; Streptophyta; Magnoliopsida; Brassicales; Brassicaceae
Source: RefSeq, a predicted model, not a curated record
UUCCAUUUUUUAUGUUGUAUGUUUACAUAUAUUUAUUAUUUUCGAAAUUAUAUAUAAUGUUUUUUGUUUUUUUUAUAAAAUGGUAAUGUUACAUUAUGGAGAUAAGCCGUCUUUUUUUCAAGUGAAAAAUGGUAAUCUUACAUAUGUUUAAUGUAGUUUUUCUAUUUUUAUGCUGUAUGUUUACAUAUUAUUUAUAAUUUACGAAAAUUAGUAAUAUUAAAGUAUAAAACUAUCUUUUAUGCUACGUGUCAUCUUUUGGGAGAAGUUUUUUUUGCUGAUGCGGACGCUCUAUGGAGCCUCAAAAGGUCCCUUUUAUUAGUAAGGAUUUGCAAAAAGCCUUUAACUGGCCCAAAACAUUUCCCGAAAAUCUAUACAGCCACGUCCUUUCAUCUUCUUCUACUCGCGAAACCCCAAAUUUCCUGCCGCUCCGGAUUUCUGGUGUAACUUUCUACCUGAAUAAUUAAGCUUCAUCAAAUCUAUGUUAAUGGCUUCUGCAAUCAAAACCUACUUGCCGAUAGAAUUUCCCUGCCUUCACCCUAUAUAUAUCACUCUGUUACAGUCUACAAAAAAUCCUUCACUUCCAUGACCAACAAAUCAGCAAUAUCAUCCUCCACAUUCACUACGCUAUGUUCUUCAGUUACGUUCUUCUCGGCUUGGUAGAGGCGAAGCUUCUAUUUAGGAUCAUCCAUUAUUGGGAUCCCAGAGCACAGCGAGAGGAUGCAUGCUUAUUGGUCUGGAUAUAAGGAGAGGAGGCGGAUUCAAAAUGCAUGUUCUUUCGACUACUGCAAAGAGAUUUCGUUUGUGAGAUUAUCAAUACCAAACUACUGAUUUGUAAUUUGGUCAUUUGUGAUUCGUUGAACCAAACUAUUCGUUUUCUUUCAAUCUCUGUCUUUUUCUAAGCCAAAACCUUAUUUUUGGCAUUUUUCAGAUUUAUAGGAACUUCUAGCCAAAACAUGGAAGACCUUGACAGUAUAUCGAAGGCUUGGUUCGAUUUUUGGAAAGAACGCUGAGGUGGAAACAUCUAGCUCCCAUUUCACAAACAACACCCGGUGAGUGAGAGUACACUUUCCCUUGCAUAUUUUACCUUUUUGGGACUAAGCCCUCAAGAAAAAUGAAAAAGUACAAAAUGAAACUCAUUGGUUUAAUUCACUUUCGUACAAAAUUUCUCAAAUUUCUAUGGAUCCAAAGUUUUUUUUUGGUUGAGCCAAGAACCUGAUCAUAGCUUCGUUUUGGUUCUUUAGCAAUGAUACGACGGUUGACGCUUUCGACACUUUCGUCUGCAAAAAUGGAGCCGGAAACCAUAUUCUGGGAGCUGUCUUUGUUGAACUCGAGACCAUUGUCAUCUAUGAAGUCUACCGGGACUUACUAGCAGCUUUUCAAUCAUGAGUAACUUAACUCUGGGAACAACUUCGCCAAUGGUGAGAGAAAAUUUUAUUUUUCUCUUCUUCUUACUGAUUAUUCAAAUGGUGAUUAGAAGUUAUAUAGUCGCAGUUGGAAAGGAGAUUGUGGACCUUUGUCUUAACAGUGUCAGAGAUCUUGCCGACAACUAUACAUGCUUGCAAGGGGUUAUUGGUCUUUAAUGCUGUUGGUGGAGUAACUGGUUCUGGUUUGAGAUAUCUGUCGUUAGAACCUUUGUCUGUAGAUUAAGGAAAUAAGUCGAAACUUGGAUCCACCAUAUAUCCUUCUCCUCAGGUACUUUUCAAGAAAAAUAACACAUUACAAAUUACAUUGAAAUUGGAGUUCUCCCAAAAGCUUGGUUUGAUGCAUUACCUUUUGAUCUCAGGUUUGUACUGCUGUUAUAGGUACCUUACAACGGUGUUCUCUUGCUGCCUUCGCUACUUUUAAAAUCUCUCAUAUUUCCUAAAUUUUUCAAGCUCGGUGUUGCGGUUGUAGUGCAUUGAAGUUUGAGCUAAUGAUCUCCCUCAAAUGUCGGCACAUAUUUUGACAGGGAUUCAUGUGGGCGAGAAAGUCUUAUUCCUAAGGAUUCAGUUAUUCGCAAAUGACAAUAUGCAUCCGUUCAUAUUCCAAAAGAGGCAAUACCCCCAAUAAGAGUAUGUUAUGCACAGGUUGCCCUCAAUCUCCCAAGACCAGUUUGUAGGCAUGGUCAGUUUUUUUUUGGCUCUCUCACGACUCACAAAGCCUGUGAGAAUAAAAAUCAACAUUAUAAUAGGACAGUUUCAAGGCUCCUUAAGGUGUACACGUAGGCAAACGUGUGGGACCCACCUUAUUUUUUUUUUCCGGACCCCGUGGGCUAAAUAAAUGGGCUUCGUGUUUGUUCAUAGCUAUUGAAUGGGCUUAAGGGUUGCUCCUGCGUUUUGGUAAGAAGAAAGACCGAGCCCUCGGCUUCUUCCAGAUCCUUCACCUAUGGUCGAUUCCUCUUCGGUCUUAUCGGAUUAACUCGAUCUUUAUGUCUGUCUUAAGUUCCUCGGACGACGAAACGUCAACCUCUAACGCAUCCAGAAGAUCCUAUAUAUAGGUUCUUCAUGAAAUCAGUCGUUAACGCCGCUGCCGCCGCCGCCGUCGGCAACCCCACGUUUUACUCUCUUCGUCUCGGAAGAUCUGCUUAAUCUGUUGUUGGUCGACUCAUCCGGUUUUGGGAUUCCCGCAACGUCAGCAAGAACGGAGAGUUUAUGGGGAUAACAAUUCUACUCCUCGAUGAAUUAGACUCGGUGAUUCAUGGUUUCAUUCCAGCUAAUCGGGCCAACCAUUACCGGUCCUCUUUGAAAACCGGUUCUAUUGUCAGAUUGGACCGUUUUGACGUGGCAAGGGUGGGUCACACGUAUAAGAUUACUGAGCAUCAGUACGUCAUCCGGUUCAUUCCUUCAACGCGUGUUGUUGAGGUCCAAACGGAUGCCCCUGUGAUCAAGAUGGACAAGUUUAUGGUUAGGCGUUACGAACAGCUUCAAGUGCUUGCGAACACCAGUUUAGAGCUACCAGAUGUUGUUGGUGAGAUAAAAUCUGUGCAGGGGUCCGAUCUCAAGAACCAAACAGCCAGAAGCAGGGUUGUUGUCCGCCUAUUAAUUGAACCGAACAUGACCGUGUUCAUGUCUUUAUGGGAUGAGGCUGCAUCAGCUUUUAGAGGUCUCUUGAAAGCUGGGGAUAAAUCACAGUCCGUGAUGUUGGUGACCACAGUUAAUCCUAAACUCUUUGGAGGGAAUCUGUAUCUCAAUUCCACACAAGGGACUAGGUUCUUCUUUGACACCAGUAUCUCUGAAAUAGCAGAGUUUGUUAGCAGCAUUGGAGCUACACCACCUCAAGAUUAUACAUGUGUCGACACGCUUGAAAGAGUCAAGAAAAAGGAGCUUGUGUCAAUAGGGGAUCUCAACACAUUCAUCUCGAACUCUAACGAACAGACCCAAGAAGCUGAUUUCCUCUGCAAAGCCCAGAUUAUUGGUGUCAUUCAGGAAAAUGGGUGGUUCUUUGUGUCCUGCACUGGUUGCCACAAAAAAUUGGAAAAACGUGGGACGUCAUUGGACUGCAGCAGAUGUGCAACUUCUGACGUGACUGGUGUUGUUAGGUUCCGCGUUGAGCUUGCUGUUGAUGACGGCAAAGAUAGCACAACGUUUGUUGUCUUCGAUAAGGAGAUGAACAAGCUCACCAAACAGGAAGCUGCUGUGCUUGCCCUGGAUGAGGUUUCAAACGGUGGAGAGGAGUAUCUCCCAAGUUGUCUUGAAGAGCUAGCAGGGAAGGAGUUUGUGUUUCAGAUCCGUGUAACACCUUUCAACUUCACUCCCAAUCACCGUACCUUCACCGUUGCCACCAUCUCUGAAGCUAGCGAGACACACUCUGAGAACAGUGGAGUUGACACAGGAUUGGAAGCUUCGUCUUCGGGCCCGUCUGUUUUGGGAGUCAAGAUUAGUGAAGAACGUGCAUCAGGCAAUAAUCCAGGGAAUGAAGGCGCUCAGCAGAGACGCAAGCGUGGCCGUGAGUAAUUGGGAAAACAUAUUCCUACAAACCCGUCAUCAGUCUUAUUUGUCUUUUUUUUAAAAAACUUCUACUAGCUCUUUGACAAAAAAAAAAAAAAAAAAACUUCUACUAGCUAUGAUACUCAUUAUGAGCUUUGAUCUCUGUCGUUAUCGUUUUGAUUUCCAUGGAUAUUUUCUUUUUUUUUCUGGAUUAUUAAUGAAUCUUUGACGGGUUAAAUUUGA